CUCAUCUGUUACAAUGUAGAAAACAUGUAUUAGCGUAUAUAAGUAGCUGGGUGCCACUGUUUAUACAAACCUGACAUUUGUGCUAUCCUGUACUUCACUGAGACAGAACAAACAAAAAAUAUGUCAAGAUACGUUGCAGUCCUUUUCUUUGUAAUUUUUGCUGUGGUGAUUGCAUAUCCUGGAGGAGGUGGUCACCCGCAUGACGGAGGAACAGGUGGUGACCCCCAUCAUACAGUAACAGGUGGUGACCCUCAUAAUGGAGGAACAGGUGGUGACCCUCAUAAUGGAGGAACAGGUGGUGACCCUCAUAAUGGAGGAACAGGUGGUGACCCUCAUAAUGGAGGAGGCGGUAAUCCUCAUUACGGUGGAGGUGGUGCUCAAUAUGGAGGAGGUGGUGCCCCACAAUAUGGAGGAGGUGGUGCGCCCCAGUAUGGAGGAGGCGGUGCCCCACAAUAUGGAGGAGGUGGUGCGCCCCAGUAUGGAGGAGGCGGUGCCCCACAAUAUGGAGGAGGUGGUGCGCCCCAGUAUGGAGGAGGCGGUGCCCCACAAUAUGGAGGAGGUGGUGCGCCCCAGUAUGGAGGAGGUGGUGCCCCACAAUAUGGAGGAGGUGGUGCGCCCCAGUAUGGAGGAGGUGGUGCCCCACAAUAUGGAGGAGGUGGUGCGCCCCAGUAUGGAGGAGGUGGUGCCCCCAAUUAUGCAGGACAGGGUCAACCUGCACAGUAUGGUUAUGAUUACUACCAAAAGCAUUGCCCGUGUAGCAAAGUUCAUAAGAAAAUUGACUUUGUGUUCGUUAUUAAAUUGGUAACUAAAAACUAUAAACCACCAGGCCACAGACGACAUGGAUUUGUUUCUAUUCAUACUGAUGUUUUGACAGUUUGUCAGAAUGACAAGAAAAAGAAGCCGUACAGUGGUAGAGGCAGCAGUCAACCAAUGGCUAGACUGGAAACACUCAAAAAUGCAGAUGCUGGUUGUGGACCUUUUGAUGGCAUGCAAGAAGGAAGAUGUUAUAUCGUCAGGGGGUAUACAUCAAAGCCAAGUUACUACAGAUAUUUCAACAUAGACCAAUGCAAUCGUCCUGAGCCUGUUCACUGCGGCUAUGCAAAGUGUCCAUACUAUUGAGGUUAUUGAAAA
This is a messenger RNA of Mytilus trossulus (common blue mussel), 1131 nucleotides long. RefSeq lists its product as uncharacterized. The record is from RefSeq and is a predicted model, not a curated record. The transcript is spliced from 5 exons. The coding region runs from base 121 to 1119 and encodes 332 amino acids. Lineage: Eukaryota; Metazoa; Mollusca; Bivalvia; Mytilida; Mytilidae.